Molecule: messenger RNA, 300 nt
Organism: Emericellopsis cladophorae
Lineage: Eukaryota; Fungi; Ascomycota; Sordariomycetes; Hypocreales; Bionectriaceae
Exons: 1
Coding region: 1-300 (99 amino acids)
Source: RefSeq, a predicted model, not a curated record
AUGGCCGGGACACGCUCACAGACUGGCAACGCCCGCCCACGCGUCUUCCAAACCGUGGACACGGAGCCCACGAUCAGUCGCAAGCCUGGCGCGACGGGCCCCAAGGCCAAGGGAACAGCGGCCGCCCCCGCCGUGGGGACGACACCGGCGCGCGGCGCGGGCGGCGUGACCAAGAAGAAGAAGACGACGCCGGCGAAGAAGACGGGCGGCGUCGCGGCCAAGGCAAAGGUCGCCGCCAACAAGGUGGAGAAGAAGGCGGCGGGCGCCACGAGGGCGGCGACAAAGGUGCGCUUCUACUAG